Molecule: messenger RNA, 3268 nt
Organism: Plodia interpunctella (Indianmeal moth)
Lineage: Eukaryota; Metazoa; Arthropoda; Insecta; Lepidoptera; Pyralidae
Gene: Bx42
Product: Bx42
Exons: 13
Coding region: 45-1796 (583 amino acids)
Biological process (GO): mRNA splicing, via spliceosome
Cellular component (GO): spliceosomal complex
Source: RefSeq, a predicted model, not a curated record
CGGUAACGGUCAUAAAUAAUUCCAUAAACAAAAUUGAACUGUCAAUGUCAAUUUAUAUGCUAUGGCAAUAUGACAACAAAUUUCGUAAAAAAAGAAGAAAUAUUUGUGGUCAAUCAAAAGUCAAAAUGUCGUCGCUAACGAGCCUCCUACCGGCGCCCACUCAGCAGGUGUGGGAUCGUGAUGAUGAAUUCAAAGCGAAGCGUGUCGGAAGUGCCUUGGUUGUGUCCCAGAGUAGUGUGCCCCCUUAUGGUCAAAGAAAAGGUUGGGUGCCUAGAAAUGAAGAAGAUUUUGGAGAUGGAGGAGCGUUCCCAGAGAUCCAUGUGGCCCAGUACCCCUUGGGUAUGGGAGCCCGGGGCAAGGAGAGUACAUCCAAUGCAUUGGCCGUCCAGUUGGACGAAUCUGGACGGGUGAAGUACUCAGCGAUUGCCAGACAAGGUCAUAGUGCUGAUAAGAUAAUUUAUUCAAAACUGACAGACCUCCUACCAUCUGAGGUGUUAGCGGAAGACAACCCGACUCUUCAGAAGCCGGAUGAUGAAGACAUACAAGAAAUCACGGAGAAGACAAAGCUGGCAUUGGAGAAAUUGACCAAUGCUAAAAUAUCUGCUGCGAUGCCCGUUAAGGCUGCUCCCAAAGCUGCCCCGGCCCAGUACAUUCGUUACACUCCGGCGCAGCAAGGACAAGCAUUCAACUCUGGCGCUAAACAACGGGUUAUUCGAAUGGUAGAAGCCCAAGUGGACCCAAUGGAGCCACCCCGUUUCCAAAUAAACAAGAAGAUCCCCCGCGCCGCGCCCUCGCCCCCCGCGCCCGUGCUGCACUCCCCCCCGCGGAGGGUGUCGGUCAAACAGCAGAGGGAUUGGAAAGUACCCCCUUGUGUCUCGCACUGGAAGAACGCUAAAGGUUACACAAUCCCACUAGAUAAGCGUCUAGCGGCAGAUGGCAGGGGCCUCCAACAGGUACACAUCAACGAGAACUUCUCAAAACUCGCCGAAGCCCUGUACAUAGCUGACAGGAAGGCCCGCGAAGCUGUGGAGGCCAGAGCUCAGCUGGAGAGGAGAUUGGCGCAGAGGGAGAAGGAGAAGAAGGAGGAGCAUUUGAGAAUGCUGGCGCAAAGGGCCAGAGACCAUAGAGCUGGUAUCCGAGGCCCCGAAGAAGACCAAGAGCAAGCAGAAGCCGAUGAAAGCGGUCUGACAGCAGCCGAGAGAGACAAACUGAGGGCAGACAGACAUAAAGACAGACAGCGGGAGAGGAAUCUGGCUAGAGCUGCUCCGGACAAGAGAUCGAAGCUAGUGAAGGACCGGGAGCGUGACAUCUCAGAACAGAUAGCUCUAGGUCUGCCCGCGAAGACCAACCAGGGCGGGGAGGGCAUGUUUGAUCAACGGUUGUUCAACAACAGCAAGGGGAUGGACAGCGGUUACGGCGACGACGAGGUCUACAACGUGUACGACAAGCCGUGGAGGAACCAGGACUCUGUGGGCGCGCACAUCUACCGCCCCAGCAGGAACGCGGACAGGGACAACUACGGCGGGGAUAUCGACCAGCUGGCCAACACGCGGAGAUUCGUGGCAGACAAAGAGUUCGCCGGCACCAGCAGCGGCAACACGCGCUCCGGACCUGUUCAGUUCGAGAGAGACAACCCCAAUAGGGACGAACCUCAGCCCCGGCAGCAGACAGAAGCUGAUUUCGACCCGUUCGGUCUGGACCGGUUCUUGAGCGAAGCCAAACGUGCGGACAAAUCCGGGAGGAAGAGGGACCACCACGACAGACACGAUACACAUGGAAAAAAGAGAAGAGAUUAACCGAUUUGGACACUAGUUCUCGCAGUUUACUGGGUGAUGGCGCGAUAGUGAUGGCCUCCAACGCUCUAUGGCGGCGGAGGCAACCGAUAGUGAUCGCAGUCAGCCUUUAGAAUACUUGACCUUGAAAAUAUGAUUUUUCUAGGCAAUUAUGUGAUUAAUUAAAUCUAUUAGAUAGUGUUUUAAGUUGUGAAAAGUGUAAAGACUGCACUCGAAGUUAAAAAUACAAUGUUUUUUUUUCAGUAGACAGAGAAUACAAUAGACGUAACUAAGUCAUCCUUAUAAGGAUGUACUAUAGUACAUUUUUUCUGUGGAACGAAAGAUACCUAUGUGUCUUUCGUUUUGCACAUACAAGAUAAAUACACAAGAAGAAACGGGACAGAGUGCUAAUAUAUUUUGUCCUUAUCGUGUGCUGUUUUACAAGGCGCAAUCUGCCGCUAUGAGAUGUGCCGGGAAGUUGUAUGGAAUUCUUCUAUUCCAUUUGUACGUACGCUAGCCCGUUGUCUUUAUAAUUUUCUUUGUCUCUGGUUCUUUUUCAAACAAUAGGAACCUAUUUGUUUUUAUGAGCAAAUACCUAUACUCGAAACACUUGGGGUUUGUCAUUGUUCUAUGAAAGGUAAUAAUAUGAUUAAUUUGUAGGUUUUAUCGAUUUUGAAUGUAUUUUACGGCCGAAUAUUCAUAAUUUUAUGAAAUUAUUUAUUUGUAUGCUAGCUCAGCACUGUCGUCGAACAGUUUGCAAAACUUUGGCUAAUUCGGCAUACAUUGCUGGUAUUUCAUUGCGGUAAAUAAAAGCACUCACACUAACUGCGCAAUGUUCUCGCAUUCGCAUAGCGUAUGUCUGAGUUCGGCGACAGUGUGGAGAUUUUGAGUAGUGCACGUUUUCACGAGAUCCAUGUAUUGUACAAUAAUAAUAUGAGAUUUUGAAGUGAUGGUGGUCUAAUAGUUGAGACUGUGAACCGAAAGAUCCCAGGUUCGAAUGCUACUUGUGGCACAUGAAUUUCUAAAACUUGGUGUAGUAACCUGCACUCUGGUUGAUAAUUUAUCAUCUAGUGUGUGAAAUGGAGGAGGCAAUGACAAACCCAUUAAUAUUGCCAAAAAAGUGUUUCUGAACACGACUCAGCUCAGCCAUGAAGAAUUUAGAAUGUUUAAAAAAAUGUUUCAAGUAAAUGUCCGGUCGUUUUGUUUUUAAAUGAAUGGCUGUUAGGCUGUUAGAUAUGACACAUAAUGGGCGAUCGAUGAAAAUUGUCGAAGGAAUAAGAAAAAAUAUCAGAACUUUCUGUCAAGGCAAUAAUUUUUGUAACUCUUUUGAAUUCGGAAAAAUCGGUUCCUAACAACGAAAAUUUUAAUCGAUCGUCCAUUGUGAAUUAGUAUAAAUUGCUAAAUAAUGUAGUGUUAAGUUUUUAUACGCCAACAUGUUUGGUGUAAAUUAUUUUGUAUGCACAAAAUGUGUAAAAUAAAUAGAGAUAUUGACAAUC